This is a messenger RNA of Didymella exigua CBS 183.55, 432 nucleotides long. Its product is annotated as Trm112p-domain-containing protein. NCBI's taxonomy places the organism in Eukaryota, Fungi, Ascomycota, Dothideomycetes, Pleosporales, Didymellaceae. The record is from RefSeq and is a predicted model, not a curated record. Gene Ontology annotation, molecular function: protein heterodimerization activity. Bases 1 to 432 code for a protein of 143 amino acids. Gene Ontology annotation, biological process: rRNA (guanine-N7)-methylation; tRNA methylation; peptidyl-glutamine methylation. The transcript is spliced from 2 exons.
AUGAAGCUCCUCACGCUCAACUUCCUCACCUGCGCGAUCAAAACGUGCAAAACACAAGCCUCCUCAUUCCCGCUGCACCCCAAAGGCGCUGAGCUAGAAGUGGUCGAGGCCGACGUCAACCUGCCGUUCCUCCAGAACAUACUGCCGCGACUGAUGUGGCAAGAGCUGCGCACAAUCUGCAAAGAGCUUGGCCUUCCAGACCUGCCGCCCACCGCGCCGACGCCGAACGACCUCGUCGAAGGCGGCGUCCAGGACACACCCGAAGGCGCACAGCCGGUAGACGCGCAGCCGAGUCAGACGGCGCGGGACCUCCACCGCGUGCUGCUGGAGACGUGUAUACAAGAGGGCGCGCUGGUGUGCGGGUGCUGCGGGCACGAGUACGCGGUGAAAGAGGGGGUUGCGAAUUUCCUGCUGCCGGGGCACUUGGUAUGA